Molecule: messenger RNA, 7320 nt
Organism: Paramecium pentaurelia
Lineage: Eukaryota; Ciliophora; Oligohymenophorea; Peniculida; Parameciidae
Source: the annotation of a GenBank genome assembly
AUGGGUCUUUUGAGAAGAUUGUCUUAAAUAUUCAAAUCAGAAGUUCCUUAGACUAAUAAUGAUCAUUUACAUGAAAAUUAAUAGUAUUCAAAGAAGGUAUGAAAUAUAUACCAUUAGAUUGUUUUGGAAAAUGGAGAGAGUGUAAAUGUUAGAGGAAAUGAAAAUUAAUUUAAUUUAGUAAAGACAAGUAGAUAUACAUUAACAAAUUGCUUAUAUGUGUUGAUAAUUAAAUUUUUUAAGCGAUUUCUCAAUUUGUACUUAUUUGUCAUCAACAUGAUAUAAUUAGACUAUAAUUAUUUAAUUUCACUCUUGUUAACAUUUACUAUACAUACUAUAAUUGAAUUAUACUUUGACACUUAAAAACGAGAGCGUGAUGAAAAAACAAACUCUCGUUAAGCAACAGUAUUUGCAGAUUUAAAAAAAAGUGUAUUAAAUACAACUUCAUCUAAAUUAAUAAUAUAAGGAGGAAGAAAAUCACUAAAUUAAAAUAUAGUUGAACAUGAAAACUUGGUUAAUAAUAACAAUUAUUAAAAAGAUAUAUGUAUGAGAAAGGUAAGUAUAGAUACAGUCACAUAUAAAUAGGAUAAAUAAACUAGAAUUCCAUUAUUUUCUAUGAAGAGAUGGGAUUAACUUCAAGUUGGUGAUAUUAUAUAUUUAAAAAAUAAUGAAAUAUGUCCAGCUGAUGUUUUAAUUUUGGAUAUGGGUUAAUCUGCUAGCAUGGCUAGUAAUACUGUUAUGAGUGGUAAUACUAAUGAAGUUAGAAAACGAGCAUGUCCUUUAACUACUAUUUCCAAAGAACAUAACAUUUAAUUACUAGAUUAUCGUACUAUUUUAAAUGGUGUUAUUAGAUAUGAUUAGACUGAUUCUGAUCAAUAUUAUAAAGGUAUGGUAAAAUUGAAGAAGGAUCCUAAACCUUUAGAAAUAAAUAAAGAAAAUAUCUUCUUCAGAGAAUAAUUACUUUUAAAUGAUUUAUAUAUGUUUGGAGUUAUACUCUCAGUUGGACUAGAUUGUAGAUGCUAUAAAUCAUUUAAACAAAUUGAAAAAUAUGGUUAUUUUGAAUAAAAAGCAAAUUUGUACUUCUUUAUAGCCAUACUCUCUUUAAUAUUGCUUAGUGUAAUUUAAUAUAUUAUUGAAUAUUAUGGUGAACAUGAAUACAUUAUAGAAUUUUAAUUAAUCAACUAUUCUAAUUUAUUACCUCUUUAUUUUUAUUUUUUAAUUGACCUACUUUAUUUUACUUAAAUGUUAUACUAUAAUUACUUAUUCCAAAAAGAAAAGGGAAACACAAAAAAUUCAGUCUAAGAUGCUAAUCCUUUAUUAGAUAAUGGACAUACUAAAUUAAGACAUUUGCAAGUAAAUUAUUCUCCAAUUUCUAAUUUAUCUUUGAUUAAUCAUGUAUUAAUUGAUAAAACUGGAACUUUAACAACACCUAAUUUUAAGAUCAAAUGGAUAUUCAUCUUUGAUUCCCUCUAUAAAUUAAGAUACAGAUCAUUUGCAGAAAAGGAAUUUUAAAAUGCCAUUAAAUAAACAAAAAUGAGAUAAGAAUUAAAUAUACCAAUUGAUGAAAGAAUAGAACCUGAAUCUACUCCAAUGAUAAAAUGUAAUAAUGAGGAAGUGAAUUUCAAAUUGGAAGAUUUAGAUGAUGAUCAUCCUCCAUAUGAUGAAUUACAUCGUACUUAACCUCCAAGAUUCAGACCAGAAUCUUAAGUAAGUAGUCAAUUUGAUUAAAGUGCUGAAGGAGCAUAAAUAUAAAAAUAAUCAUAACAGAGAGGUAGCAGUCUUAUAGUUAACAGUUUACAUGAAAGCAAAAGAUAAUUAACUUAUUAAAGAGGUAGUUAAAAGUUUCAUGCUCCAAGAAUUCCAUCAAAUUUAGAAAUAGUUUCAGAAGUUGAAUUUUCUGGUAAUGAAAUCACUUUGAUUAGAAGAAUUUAAGAUGAUGAAUUUAAACCUCAUUAUUUUGAAGCUAUGUUUGCUUUAGUGUUAUGUUAGAAUACUAGAUCAUUAUAUUAGAAAAGUGAUGACUCAAUCUUUUAUGAAUAUAGUUCAGAAUUAGAUAAAUAAUAAUUACAUUUAUGCAAAAAUUAUGGUUAUAAAUUUAUUUGUAGAAGUAAAUGUGAAAAUUAAAUCAGAUAUGUGAUUUAAGAUGGAGAAGAUAUUCACUUAAUUGAUGUUAUGGCUUUACAUUCGUUUAAUUCCAGAAAAUUCAGUAUUAUAAUUAGAUUACAAGAAGAAUUAUGUAAAAAGUUAGGUCUAGAAAAUGAUGAUUCUUAAUAUUUAUAAUAUUUAAGAGAUGAUAGUUUAGAUAUGAUAGGUUGUUUAUCUUUAGAAAAGGAUUAAGUGGCUAAACUAGAUUUAAUGAUUAAAGAUAUAUAAGUCUAAGGUAGCAGACCUGUUUUAUUUUAUAGAAGUUUAAUGACUGAAUUACAAAUGUAAACCUUUAUAAAAGAAGCUAAUAAAUUAUUAGAUAUUCAAUCAAAUAAAAUUGAAUUUAUGAAUGAAUAUUAAUUUUUAAUGCAUGAAUUUGAAAAGAAUUGCGAUCUUGUAACUGUUAUUGGAGUUUAAGAAAAAAUCAAUAAACAUGUAACACCUACAUUAAAUGGGAUUAAAUAAUUAGGUAUACCAUGUUGGCUAGUUAGUGGAGACAACUAUGAGAAAGUAUUGCCAAUAGCAUAUAGAGUUUAAUUGCUUAAUUCAAAUGAUACAGUUGUUCAUAUAUAAGCAAAAACUUAAGAUGAAUUAUUUCUAUAAUUAAAAUAAUAGUUAUAAAGUUUGAGUGGGUAAUUGAGAUCACAUUCAAAUAAGAAAGAAUUAAGACAUUCAGAUACUUUGAUUCAUAAAAAAGGUUCAUUUACUUGUAGUCCUAGAUGGAUUUCAGGUGGAUAAAAGAAUUUACAUAUUAGAUAAUUUCAAAUUAUUAUAAAUGGAGAAUCUUUAGAAUAGAUAUUAAGAGAUGCUUAUUUGAAGAAACAUUUUUAAUUUCUAUUAUAAUUUACAUCAAAUUUUAUUGGAUAUAGGAUGACUCCAUAAUAAAAGUCUAUUUUAAUAAAAUUAUUAAGAGAUAGAAAGUUAAAUUAUAAAUUUAUAUUGUCCAUAGGAGAUAGUUUUAGUGAUAUGAAUUUAUUUAAUCAUUCAGAUUUUACUUUUUAGAUGUAAUCUUAAAGAUAAAUAUUCCCACAUGAUAAAAAUAAUUUUGAAGAUCUACAACAUGGAAGAGUCUCAAUAAAAUAUUUGGAUUAAGAAUCAUAAUUCUGUUAACAUAAAUAGGAUCAUGGCUUUAUAGAACCUUUAUAUAAUAGUGAUAUCUAUAUAAAGGAUUUUGAAUUAAUACAUAGAAUGAUAGCAUUAGAUUCUAGAAGAUCGGCUUUAUAUUUUGAGAGAAUUCUAAUAUUUGCAUUAUUUAGAAGUUUCGCUAUAAUAUAUUUGGUUUGUGUGACAUAAUUGAUUAGAAAGUAAGUUGAUGUGAUAUCUAAAGAUUAUCUUAAAUUUCAUUCUAAUAUAUUCUUUUUAUUAUCAAGCACAUUUAUUAUAAGUGAGAUAAGUGAAAAGGUUGAAAAUUGUAAUCAUAGUGAUUUCUUGUAUUUUGUAUUUAAAAAUAACUAAUUAGAAUUAAAUAAUAAUAAAUUUGGUAAAUACAUAACAAGAAUUACAUUAUUUCCAUUAAUUCAAGCCUUAUUGAUAAAUCUAUACACAGAAUAUACAGAUCUAUCAACUAAUAAUGGAAUCAUUAUAUCCUCUAAUGAAUUAGGAUCAGGCUUAUUUUUAUUAUUAUUGAUUGUGGAUGCUUCAAAAUUAGUAUAAAGAAACUAUAUUACUUAGAAAUAGUUGAUUUUUAAUAUAGGAUUAACCUUUGGAUUGUAUACUUUAAUUUCUCUUUAAUUUGAUUCAAUUUCGAUUAUAUAUCAAUGGGCAGCAUCAAUUUAAACUCUAUUUUCAUUUAUAUUUAUAGUAGCUAUUCAUACUAUUGCUAAUUUGGUACUCAAUUAUGUAAAUAGACCUUUCUUUAUGCCAUUACUCAUAUAAACUAGUAAUGAGUAUGAUGAGAUAGUUAAAAUAUAUAAUAAAAUUUCAGGUGAUGUGGCCAGAUAAAUAAAAUUACAUAGAGCAACAAUAGAGAAAAUCUCUUAUUUUGCAAGGAAACUCUUUAAUGGAGAUGAAGAUAUGGAUCCAAUUAUAAAGUAGAUGUUGAGUGGAGCAUUUGCUGAUGAAACAGAAAAUUCUAUUAAUUCAAUAACGUUGAGAUUCAAAUCGUAAUUGGUACAAAAUAAGUUUACAGAAGAUACUCUUAUAUAUAUAGUAAGAACUUAUAGAAUAAUAGUUGCAAUUACAUUUUUAUUCUAUGAAAUAGCUAUUUAUACAAUUGUAUUAUUAACAUUUGAUAAUUUUUCAUUAAUUUAUUGGACUGAUUACUUUUAUAUUUCAAUGUUUGGAGUACUAUUAUUAUUAAUGUUAUUUAGUUGGUCUCGCUAUUAUAAAGUAUAUUUCUUUGAAGUAAAUUUCAUUAUUUUAUUUAUUCGAUGUUCAUCUAUUGUUAUUUGGUUAUUUAAUUAAGAUUAAUCUGUAGGAUAAAUGAAUCUAAAUAUGUUAUAAUUAAGUUUAUCAGUCAAUAUAUAUCAUUAUUAAGAAUAGCCACUGAUUAGUUAAGUAUUUUCUGCUAUUUAUGUGAUAAUUUAUUUAAUUAAGAAAUCUGAUGAGGAUGACAUAUAUAUUCUCAUCAAUCAAUAUGUAAUGAGUAUUGCAACUUUGUUUUUAUUGGUUGUAACAUUUAGAAGAAUUAUUCACAUAUUUUUAGAGGUCUUUUUAGGCAGAAUUAAUAUGAAUAAGGAGAACCAAAUAAUGGGUGAUAUCUUAUCUAUACUUCUUCCUUAAUUUAUAAGGGAUCGUAUCAAUAAAGCAGGUUAAUAUGAUAUUUAGGAAGAUUAAGGUAUGGUAGCUGUACUAUUUUGUGACAUCAUUGAUUUUGAUCAAUUAAUAAAGAAUGAACAAUCUAAUGUAGUUGAUAUUUUAGAUAAGUUAUUUAGAAGAUUUGAUUUACUUUGUUAACAAUAUGAAGUCUAAAAAAUUGAGACUGUGGGUAAAACAUAUAUGGCUGCUGCAGGACUCAAAAUUCAUGUUAGUUAGAAAUCUAAUCCUGUUAAUAAAGUGAUCUCUUUGGCAUUAGAUAUGAAAAGACAUGUAAUGUCAAAUGAAGUUUUUUAAAUUAAAAUUGGUAUUCAUUAUGGAAAUGUUAUUGCUGGAGUCAUAGGUCAUCAUAAACCAUAAUUCAGUUUGAUAGGUGAUACCAUCAAUACAGCAAGUAGAAUUUGUUCAACUGCUGAACCAUGGGAUAUAGCUAUUUCUGAAUAAGCAUAUAGAUAGACUAAUAAAUUUGAAUUAGUUUAUGUUUAGAGAGAUGUGUUUGCAAAGGGCAAGGGAAAAUUGAUUACUUAUGUUGUUAAUACUAAGAGAGGAGGUAAAUAAAGAAAAUAAACAAUAAUGAUUUAAAGACCUCCAAAAUAACCAUUUAGAGAUCCAAAAGAAUAUUAAAAUUUAGAUUAAGUUAAUUCAAAUUUAUUAUCAGAAUUUGGAAUUGGUUCUAUUAAAGAUGCACAACCUUUAAUUACUAGGAAUGAAGAUCCAUAACCAUUAAUUCUUAAUAAAAAACAAAAAAGUGAGAUUUACAAUUAUGUUACAAAAACAUAAAAGUAAAUAAUUAUUGAUAGUCCAAAUAAAUCAAUUUAAUAAUAAAUGGUAUUUUAAUAAUCUAUAGCAUAAUUUGCAUUAAAUUAAGGUGUUGGAUCAUCUAAAAAUUAUGCUUCUUAAUCUAUAGUUGGUGGAAUUUAAUCUUAAGGAUUUGAUGAUAGACACUAAAAACAUUAAGAUCUAAUAUAAUUAUUAGAAAAGAAGACAAGAUGUGAAUUAAAUGUUUCUGAUUAUCAAUUAAAUAUGGAAUACCAUGUUGAAAAGGAUAAAAUUAGGGCUCUUUAUAGUGUUGAUGAAGAUGCUCAAGGUCAAACUUUAUUAUUGACUCUUAAUCCAAAGAAAUUAUAUUUAGAAUUUAAUGAAGAUGCCACUGUAACACUAGAAUUUUAUGAAUUUUUAUCUUCAUUAUAUAGACCAUUUGCAGUUUAAUAUUUAUUAACAAUAGGUUCAUGUGUUUUAAUAAGUUCAGUGUCUUGUGUGAGCUUGAAUGAAUAGAUAUUUUUAGCCAAUUUAAUAACAGGAGUAUUUGUUGGACUAUUACAUUUAUUAUUAUGCACUUUAAUACAUAAAUAUGAAUCUUUUUAUAAUGUUAUAUACUUUUCAAUAUUAGCUUAUUUAUUACUUGGUAGUUAUGCUUUGGAUUGUUUUUUAAUUACUGAUCAUUAUGAAAUUUAAAUAGCUAAAGGAAUCAUAUAUUGUCUUAGUGUUUUACUUAAUAGAGUUCUUAGACAUUAACAUAAAUUAGUUUAUUUAGUUCUAUUUUUAGGAGUGACAAUAGCUGCUAUUAUAGUAAAUGAUUGGCCAUGGAGUAGAUUCUAUUAUUGUGCUAUUAUUUCUAUAUUUGCUUUUUGUAUUUAAUUAUUCAUGUUUUUGAAGAAUGUCAAUUCAUAUAAUGUCAACAAAUAAUUAAUUGAAAAAUCAAUCAAAUACUAAUUUUUAUUGAAUUAUUUAUUACCUAAAAAUGUAUAAUUUUAUUUAUUUUUAUUAGGUUCUUGAAGAGUUUUUUAGACCAAAUGAAGAAAAACGUGUAUUAAGAGAAUAGGCUGAUGAAGUAACUUUAUUAUUUGCUGAUAUUGCUGGUUUUACAGAGUAUUCAAGUAGUGUACAACCUGAAUAAGUAGUUAAUAUGUUGAGAAAUCUAUUUACUGAAUUUGAUAAAAAUUGUCUUUUACAUAAUGUUUUCAAAUUAUAUACCAUUGGAGAUUGUUAUGUUGUUAUGGGAAUGGUUGAUUAUGGCAAAGGAAUCUAAAGAAAUCCAUCAUAAGAAGCAGUCAAUGUAGUACGAAUGGGAUUUGCAAUGAUUGAUGCCAUAAGAAGAGUAAGAGCUCAUAUUAAUCAUCCUACUUUAGACAUGAGAAUUGGAGUUCACACUGUAUGUUUAUUCAAAUUUACAUUUUAUAUUAGGGUUCUAUAAUUGGGGGUGUUCUUGGAACAGAGUUAGUAAGGUAUGAUAUCUAUGGACCUGAUGUAUUGAUUGCAAAUAAGAUGGAAUCCAAAGGAGCCAAAGGAUUUGUGUAAGUAUCUCAAGAAACAAAGGAUAUUAUUGAAAAAGAAUUCCCUGAUCUUUUCAGAUUCGAAUAUAAAUAAUCUAUAGAGUUUGAAUCUAUUGAGAGAAAGACAUCAGGCUACUUUGUUUAUUAAUGA